AUCUAAAACCUUCACUCACACCGCACUAUUCCUAACCUCAAAAAUAAAACAGUGUUGAUACGAAAUUUUAAAAUACAUUUAUUGUUCUAUUUAUGGAACUAAAACAUUACAUAACACUUGGUAAAGAUAGAUUAGCGCUGCUAUCUCGUGAUAAAAUACUGUUCAACCAUAAACAAAACAUAAAAAUAGUGAAAUAUCCACACUUGCCUAAUGUGGUGCAACUAUCUACUCCGGACAAUAAUAUCUAUUCGAUUAGGUGAUAAACUAAAUACCAGAUAGUGUUUGGUGCAUUAAAAUGUAGAAAAUCAGUGCUUACGUGAACUACGUUCUACAAUGUUGGUAAUUAUUCUGGGCAUCAUUUUGGGUGCUUUGAUUUACUACAGAGUACACAAACCCACCACCUUCUGGAAAGAAAGAGGCGUCGUUCACGAACCAGCAUGGCCCAUUAUAGGAAACACGGGGGCAUUCCUUAUGAAGAAGAAGCAUUUUUCGCAGAUAACCACCGACUUGUACAACAAAUUUCCCAACCAUAGAUACGUCGGCUACCUCCAGUUCGGUACCCCAGUCCUCCUAAUCAGAGACUUAGACCUGAUCAAACAAAUCGGCGUCAAAGACUUCGACAACUUCCACGACCACUUGACUUUCGCCACCAAACAACCCGAUCCACUGACAUCCAAAAGUCUCCUUAGUCUAGUAGGGGACGAAUGGAAGCAAAUGCGGGCCACACUAAGUCCCGCCUUCACCAGCAGCAAAAUGAAAAACAUGUACCAGUUGAUGACAGAAUGCGCCGAAAACUUCACCCACCACUUCAAAAACAAAGAACAAGUGGCCGUUGAAAUGAAAGACCUGUUUUCGAGAUUCACGAACGACGUUAUUGCCACUACGGCGUUCGGGAUUCAAGUGAACAGCGUCCAAGACCCCAAACACGAGUUCUACGAAAUGGCGAAACAGAUCACCAAAUUCGGGGGACUGCAGUCGUUGAAGGUGUUUUUGUUCCAAAUGGUACCGCGAGUCGCAAAAAUGUUGAAUAUUAAGUUAAUGCGUCAAGACGCCACCAGCUUUUUCCGGUCUAUCAUCAUGACCAACAUUGACAAACGGGUUAAAGAGAAAAUUUUUAGACCGGAUAUGAUCCACUUGCUUAUGGAAGCGCAGAAAGGGAAGCUGAAGCAUGACAGUGAUGUUGUAGGAGUGAAGGAGGGUUUUGCAACCGUGGAGGAGUCCCACAUUGGUAAAAACACCCAACGCAUGGAACUAACAGACGACCACAUUGUUGCCCAAGCUCUUCUCUUUUUCUUUGCGGGGUUUGAAACGGUUUCGAACGUGUCGAGUUUCAUGGCGCACGAGUUGGCCGUGAAUCCCGACGUGCAGAAGAAGCUUCAGGAGGAAAUUGAUGACGCUAGACAAAAACACGGAGGGAAAGUACCUUACGAAGCUCUACUUUCGAUGAAGUACCUAGACCAAGUUGUGUCAGAAACUCUAAGGUUGUGGCCCCCUGCCUUCCAAACCGAUAGGUGCUGCAAUAGGGAUUAUACCAUACAAGCAAAAAAUCCAAAUGAGGACACACUUAUAGUUGAAAAAUACAUGAUGACUGUAAUACCAAUCUUGGCAAUACAUCGGGAUCCUCAGUACUAUCCAGAGCCUGAACGGUUUGAUCCAGAAAGGUUCAAUGACGAAUAUAAACCAAAAAUUGUGCCUGGUACUUAUAUGCCGUUUGGUAUAGGUCCCAGAAAUUGCAUCGGUUCUAGGUUUGCUCUUCUUGAAGUGAAGACACUAUUUUUUCACUUAUUGUCGAAGUUCGAUUUGGUACCCACAGAGAAAACUGAAAUACCACUACGACUCAGUCCAAAGAAGGCCACCAUGGCUCCUGAAACUGGGUUCCAUUUGGGUUUGAAGCCAAGAAAAUUUGUGCAGCUUUAAUAAAAAAUUUGAUAGUUAUUAUACCACUGUAAACAUGUACGGCCACCUUUAAUUACACCUAACCAUUUCUAACAUCAUAAAAUAGUACUCAUAUAGGCAUAGUACUUUAAUAAAUACAAGUUUCUCCGUA
Zophobas morio is the source of this 2047-nucleotide messenger RNA. Its product is annotated as cytochrome P450 9e2-like. The record is from RefSeq and is a predicted model, not a curated record. NCBI's taxonomy places the organism in Eukaryota, Metazoa, Arthropoda, Insecta, Coleoptera, Tenebrionidae. Bases 334 to 1917 code for a protein of 527 amino acids. The transcript has 5 exons. Gene Ontology annotation, molecular function: oxidoreductase activity, acting on paired donors, with incorporation or reduction of molecular oxygen; heme binding; monooxygenase activity.